Mobula hypostoma (lesser devil ray) is the source of this 4727-nucleotide messenger RNA. Its product is annotated as BEN domain-containing protein 2-like. The transcript has 12 exons. The coding region runs from base 275 to 2431 and encodes 718 amino acids. Gene Ontology annotation, molecular function: DNA binding. The record is from RefSeq and is a predicted model, not a curated record. NCBI's taxonomy places the organism in Eukaryota, Metazoa, Chordata, Chondrichthyes, Myliobatiformes, Myliobatidae.
CAAAGUUCACAAACGCACCGAGACAGUAGAGUUCGGAGCGUUACUCCCCACCCCCAGCCCGUCAAAUUUUGGCGAUGCGUUAACAGCUGCGCAGUGUUGCCUCCGCGUCGCCUCGCUAUCAUUGGACUGGGUCUACAAAGGUUUUUUUUAGUUGAGAGUGUGUGUGUGUCUCUCUCUCUCUCUCUUCUGUUAAAGCGCCAUUCGAGCGGCGGCUGAAAAAGGGACGUGGAGAACUCGACGGCGAAACACCCCGGAGCCCGCCCGUCUGCCUGCCAUGUCGGUCAGCAACGAUGCACACCUUAGGGUUAAAGUAGAAGAUGAUGCAGAAGCUGUGAUAUUUAAUGGAGCUGAAAUGGUGGACAUACAGAAUGGUUCUUCAUCCCCAUCUAUUGAAGAUCAGUCACAAGUGAACAAUCAGAAAAGAUAUCUAGCUGCUGUUGUUUAUGUACAGCAGCCAGGAGUAGAAGGUGUACCUGGCGACUCCAGUGCGAAUAUCAAUAAGUCAGCAGGAAACCAGCUACAGGAAUGUGUGCCAAACAGAGAAGAGGCAUCAUCUGAAAUCAGAUCGUGUGAGGCUAGACGCACCAGUGGAGAAUACAGCUAUGUUUAUAGGCCAAAGAGGAGGAAAAUCACAGUCUGUAAUGCACCUCAGAUGAGAACAAGAGACACUGGAGAUUAUGCUGACUAUGAAGAGAAUGGUGACUUUGUUUAUGACUACAGUGCUGACUAUGAAUGUGCCAGUGAUAUGUCAGAAAGUUCUUUUGUUACAGAUCAGCAGAGGACUUUAGUGGAAGUUCUUAAUUACUGCCAGGUAAUGUAUGCUGCCAUCCAAAGACUGGAUAAAAAAUUUGAUGUCCUUCAUCGUAGGGUCACAGAAAUGCAUGAGGGAAGAACAAAACCUAUGUUUUUCAAGCCAAGACUUAUGACAUCGCAUGGAAAUUCACACCAGAUGUCGCUCACUAAAAUGAAAAUGCAAAAGCCAGCGGAAAGACAAGUCAGGAUCCGGAUGCCUCCACCUGACCAACGGAUUUGUUCUUCCCCGCUCAGGAUCCGAGUAGAGAAAGAGCCAUUGAACAUCUCAGUUCAAAGCAGUACUGCCCAGUCAUUGACCAAUCCACAGACAACGUACAGCUGCACGCGGGCAACAAGUCCACCUCUGCCCACGAUUCACUCAGUUUUGUCUUUACAAGAACCAUCAAUGCAGGGUUCAGCCACAGCUGUUGGGAUUUCUGACCUUGUUCCUGUAAAAACAAUUGUUAAGCAAGACACAGGGGUACCAAAGCUUUCAGGUGCCAAUGACACAGGUAGGCUGUAUCAAGAUGGAUACAGUUCCAGAGAUACAGAAACAUUUGUUAAUGGCAAUACAACUAAUGGAACUGAGCAGCAAAGCAACUUGUCUGAACAGUUGUCUUGUGCUCCUUCAUCAAGUGCAGCCAAUAUGAAUUUUGACUAUUUAGGUGACCCAAGACGGAAUAUAAAGGUACCUGCAGCCUUCUUGAUAAAGGCGCGUCAAAAGUCCAAGCCAAAGUAUGCAGCACGUUACCUCAUUCGGAUGAUGUUCCCAAGAGAUGUACUAAUGUGUAGUAAUAUGCAAGGUGACAAAGCUCGAGGAAUCAAACCACUGGACUCUAAUCGGGUCAAUGCUUUACGAGAAUUCCUUGGUACACUGUUUCCCACAUUUGAUUUGAAUGAAGAAGGCAAAGACUGGAAGACUUGUGUCACCAGUGUAAAUUCCAUGAUACGCAGCCUACGUUAUGAGACACAAAGAGCAGCGAACAUCACAAGUGAUAAAGCUAAAACUUUGGGAUCUGAAGGAGCACAGGUGUGCAUAAAUCUAUAUUCAGAUAAUGAAGAAUCACUGAUCCCUUCAGAAAGACUUGAGGAGCCCAAAGUUACUACUGAGCCACAGCAACAGGAAUGGAAUCAGCAAGAUGUUACUACUGUACCUGAGAAUGAUAAGCAGAAAGCUUUUGAACUAAAAGAAACACUUGGUAAUCCAGCUCGGCAAGUCCAACUCCCGUACUCUGCUGUGUACGUUGCUAAACAGAGAUUAAGGCCAGAGCUGGCAGCCCGAUGCCUAAUUCGACAUCUUUUCCCUGAGGAGGUGCUGGUCAGAAGCAAUGUAUAUGGAAAUUUAGAUCGGGGUAUAGCUCCUUUAGACUGCAACAAAAUCUGUGCUGUCCGAGAGUUUCUUGAAGAAGCCUAUCCAGUGUUUGACUUGCGUGAAAAUGGACGUGACUGGAAAGCUUGUGUGGCCGCUAUAAAUAGUUCCAUUCGCAGCAUAAGGCAUGACCUCAGGAAGUCUCUGCCAGGCUAUAACAAGAAACAGCAUCCUCAGUACUUGAGUUUAUAUAGCAAGAAACAGCCAGACAAUCAGAGCAACAAAAUGGAUACUCCUCACAGCACUAACCACGAGAAAAAUUCAAAAUGACGCAAACAUCCUCCAACCACCAUCUUAAAAGGGAUACUGAAAAUGAAAAUAAAUGGAGAAAAAUGAAUGUAUUCUUUGAAAGAAUAAGGUCUUAGAAAGCAUACAUAAUUAGCUACAGUAUGUUUAUGCGAAAUCUGACUGAGAACUCCCUGAGUAUGUAAAAUUGUGCUUCAAUAUACUAUAGUUUUAUUCUUGUGUGCUUGUCAAUGUUUGCAUUUUUGCAGUAAUCUAAAGUUUGAAUUGCAGAAUGGUAAAAAUGGGGGAGAAUAAUUUUAGCAGGUAGCAAAAAUAUUCGCACAAAAUGAAUAAUGAAAUUAAACAGAAUAUUUGAGGUAACCUUACUGUGAGUUGCUGCUGAAAUUUACUUACAGGGAGAAGACUGUAUUUUCAGAGUUAUUUUGUAAAACUCACUAUUAUGCUUUGAAUGAAGAUUUUUGAUCUUUGAACUUUGCAUCAAGAACACAGGCUUAUAUAUGUGUUCUUGAUGUACCACAACAAAAGCAUUCCUCUUUCUCCUCUCAAGACAGAAUUCUUCAUUGUUAUAAAAUCAUUACGGGCCAAGCCAGAGCUAAUAAAAUUCACCAUGGUUACAUUGGAUAAUUUAGUCUGGAGCCCUGGGAUUUGAACUUUACUGAAAAGAAAAUGUGGAAUCAUAAAACAAUGCCAAAGGAUUUGUACUGGGAAGGGAGAAACAGUUGAUGCAGCUAUUUAACAUUUGUGGAGUUUUGAGUCUAUUCCAUGCCAAAUUAAUUAGAGAAUGUAUUUUACAUAAAUCCUACAUGAGUUUGGGAUAGUCUGGACCCAGUUAUUUACAAGUCUAAUACUUUCCAUAUUGUUGUACCUAAAUUCCUCAUGUCAGAGCUGGGAUUGCUGUUCUGGGAAACAAAAACAUGCUUGUGCGAUAGAAAACAACAAUGAGGUUUAAAAACCUUGCCCUUUAUUGAGUCAUUUGGGUAAAAGGUCAUCUUUCCACCUAGCUCAAUCAAACCCCAUCAUGAAGUAUUUGACAAAGACUCUGAAUUUUUAAAUUAUUCAGCAGCAAAAAUUAACAUAAAAACAAUGUAUGAAUGAAAGAUAGGGUUUGGAACCACUAAUGCUUUGCCUUUUUCAGAAUUAUUAUGCUUAAAAUGUAAAACAAAACCAAGUGUCAUGUAAUGAAAUCAAUUUAUUAAACUUAUUUCCUGCUGGCAUUCUUUAUACAUGAUUUAACUUAAGGCUAAAUUGUAUUCUUGUAGAGCUAUAAUAAAAUUUUGUGUAUCAAAUUUCAAUUUGUUACCUAUUUUCAGUCUGGUAGAACCCCCCCCCCCUUAAAAAUUUUCAAAUUUUGCAGACUCAUUAGGCACCUUUAAAUGCCCAAGCAAACUGUUUAUGUGGAUGUAUUGGCCUGAAACAUCGACUGUACUUUUUUCCAUAGAUGCAGCCUGGCCUGCUGAGUUCCUCCUCUUUGUGUGUGUUGCUUGGAUUUCCAGCAUCUGCAGACUUUCUCUUGUUUGUGAAGCUCUAAUAAUCAUCAACAUUUUCACUUGGAAUUUAUUUAUUCAGUCAUUGGUUUAGUUCAAUGUAGCAUUGUGAUUACAGUAAGGGUACAAGCACACUAAAAGUAUAUUUCCCCCAGAAAACCAGGUUCUUCCCCCAUUUUCCAAUACCCAGUUCUUAGUUUUUCUAUAAUUUCUCAAUGGUUGUUCAUAGUGAACAGCAGUAUUUCACGGGGAGAGCAAUAGGUGCAACUCAGAGAAGGUUGAAGGGAGAUUCUAAUGGCAUUUUUGUAGGGAAUUGCCAUGAAUUGCUUGGUGGUCAUUCCAACAAGUAACUGCUAUUUUGCGGGAAGCAACACAAAAUGUCAUUUGGUCAUUUAUUUUUGUUGCAAUAAUCAGAAUCAAAUUUAAUAUCAGUGACAUAUGUUGUGAAAUUUGUUGUUUUGCGGCAGAAGUACACUGCAAUUACAAAAAACUAUAAAUUAAGAAAUACAUGUUUAAAAAUUAAAUAGCGCAAAAAAGAGCAAAAAUAGUGAGGAAAUGUUCAUGGGUUGGUUCAUUGUGUGUUCAGAAAUAUGAUAGCUGAGGGGAAGAAGCUGUUCCCUAAUAAGCCAUUUGUUUAUAUCUAAAUACCACAGCUAAUUUUCAAUUUUUUUGAAAUAUUUAGCUUGCCUUCUGCAAGAGAAGAUUAGACUUCAUUUGACUAGCCAACAGAAGGAGGAUCAUAUUGUUGUAAAACUAUAUUUCUUGGCUCCAUAUGAUAGCUGAAAUGUUUGGUUUUGAUUACAGGUAUCUCGGAUGAUAGAGAUUUGAAAUGUUGC